CAUGAUUUAGUUGAUGUAUAAGAAGUUUGAUUCCAGUCAGGAAAUAAUUAAUCCAUCAGCAUUUAGAAUUUAAAAGGCUUAAUUUGGUGUACAACAAAAUCAAGAUGGACAAUUCUAAAUUGUUAAAUUUAAUUCAGACACUUAAUUCUUAAUAGAUAAUCAAGAUGAGAUUGAAUAAGAAGAAUAAGAAGAAUCAUAUGAUUCUGAAUAUAUUUAUACUCCUAAAGAAUUUCAACCAGAUUAAGAAUUUAUGAAUUGUUUAAAGAGUUACUUGUAAAUUGGAACCAUAUUGAAUAAAAUAAAAAAAUGA
Molecule: messenger RNA, 310 nt
Organism: Paramecium primaurelia
Lineage: Eukaryota; Ciliophora; Oligohymenophorea; Peniculida; Parameciidae
Source: the annotation of a GenBank genome assembly